CUUACAUCAACAACAGACGAAAGUGAACUGGCAUGAGACAGCCGGAGAAAAAAAAGAUCUCUCGUGGUCUUAUUUGGCUCUUCUUUACACCCUGAGUGCUGCUUGUGAUUCUUUGCUUAAAAAUUGUUCAGCUUUGUAGCCAAAUUAGGUGAACGUUUGCUCUUUUGUUCUUCCAAAAGAUACCCUCAAGUUCUCUAAGAGCAGGCAGAAAUUUACAACUCAGUUGAGGAUAUUGAUUUAGGACUCUGCACGGCCACCUGAUGCCAAUGGCUUCGUCAGAAGAAAAUCAGCAAGGCCACCAUAUUGUUCGCGCAGAUGAGGUUGAUCAGACGGGGACAGAUAUAUCGCCUGUCCCAGACGAGCAGCUCAUGCCGAGUCUAUUCCGCGAUUUCAAAGAAGAAUUGUCUAGAAAACAGGAUGAAGAGUUUCCAGAGUUUCCCCAGCGUCAUCAAAGACAGCCGGCGCGUCCGGAAUUGAGGCGCGAUGCAGUUGCACCACCACCACCGCUGCAACCACCCCCACCUGCCCCGGCUCCAGAGAGUUUGGACCCCGCGACCGACUCUUUAAGCCUGGCUCAAUUGCGGAAAAUUGUUCAGGACCUUCCCAAAGCUGAACAGCAGCCCGCGUAUGCUUUCAGCUACGCGGAUUGCCAGCCCUUCCCGGAAGAGUUGGAUGAAUGGUUUCAAUAUAAUGAAUCUGAUCGGCUGCUCCUGCUUGGAUCAAAGGAUUCGUUUGAACAAAACUGGUCUCACUUUACUUGUUCGCUUCCAGAAGGCAACGGGUCGGAAAUUACGUGGCUCAAUGCCACCGAAGAUUUGAAAAAAACUUAUCUCGGUGACACAAUCUCGACUGUGUCAAAGGGAGUUGAUAUCCUAGCACGAAUUGAAGCUCUCCAAAACAUCUGCUAUCUUGUUACUGGCGUCUGGGGUGUUACAGCGGGAAGGGCCACUGAUGACUACCCCCAGGAACCAACCGAAACAGAGGCGGCUGAAAUGCCUAAAGAAAGGUCGUUACAAAUUCAAUGGAUAGAGAGAAACGUGGACCUUUUUCAGCAGGUCAAUGGAUUGCCUAUACUAUUUAGCUACUUGCAGCGCGUCUUUGACAGUGACAAAAUGGCUGGUGAUGAUGUAAAGGUUUUCAAUGGAGAAAACAAUACAGCAGCAUAUUUUGCGGCACGGGAUCGUGAGGUCAAUUUAAUUCUCACUAUUUUUUAUUUCCUUGUGGAAGUUGCCCGGAGGCAGGAGAAACUUCGCCCUGAUAACCCUCAAUUAAGAGAGUGUUUUGCUGCAUUGAACCCGAGCUAUCUCGUCGUGAUCGCCCAGAUCAUUGCGGGGUUGCGCUGGGAAGAUGUCACAAAUUUUCCGUUGACAAGACUUAUUGUCCUGUUCUGGAAAUCUGUUUUGCUGCUCUUUGGCGGCUCCAAUGACCUCCAUCGUGCUAAAACGGUAUUGGAACCAGAGUACGAUGAGAAGCAAAUCAGCUCGAAUUCACCGCUACCAGUUUUGACAGCUUCUCCUCUCGACUACCAUGCAUUUCGACAGGAACUUACAUCAAAAUAUCCCGCUUAUAAUCCCCCCCCUCCCCUUUUUCCUUUAGAGCUGGAACAUAAUUCAAUCCUUCCUCCAUUUCCUAACGUAUCUAAUCGAGUUAAUACGCCGACACUGUUUUCAGGCACCUCCGUGUCCUCCGUGUCAGGUAAUGGCUCAAUACUUCACAAAUCCGUUCACAUCGCAACGCCGGCACCGUCUCCUCCUCCUUCACCUGGUGGGCCAGGAAAAGCCGGCAAAAAGCAGAACUAUCAGACAAACCAGAAUUUUCCCUUCAUGUACCCUCCGCUUGAUAGCACAAGCAACAAUAUCGGUGGAAAAGGCUCGAGCGUCCUUCAAGACGUGUUGGUGGGUCACAAGUGGGAAGGCAGUGAUGUCCCGUCAUCGAUCAUCGAGGCAGGGAAGCUGUUUUCCAGCAGGAUGCGCAUGACAAGAGCCCUUAAACAGCUCUGGGAUGAGCGCGAGAAGUUUAUGAAGUACGAUAGGGGUUGGGAUGCGAAUGAAACUCUUAGGAGGUCCAAUGAGGAAGCCUCGUCUUCCGUUGAGAGGUCUCCAGGAGAGGCGACGCCGCCGGCAAAGCAAACUGAAGACAAAGACGUACAGCGGCGUUUGGAUGCAGUUGAGAGCUUUUAUAGCCAAAUAUUGCCGCAUCUCCAAUCCAUUGUCAUUGUCCUGCUCAAGGAAAUAUUAACAAAUAUUACUGCGACAGCUGGUCAUUUAAAUGGGAAUGGUCAAAAUGGGCAUAAGCCGGGAAUGAUGACGAACGGAACAAGGGAAUCUCAAGUUCCAUCUAAUGAUGUCUCAGAGAGCCUGGACGACCUUGAUGCUGUUAGAUGCCGCGAAAUCAAGUCGAAGGCCAUUUCGGGCACACUAUUGUUAUUAUUGAAGUGGUUUAAAAGAUCCCAUGUUUUACAAUUCGAAUAUAUGACGCAGCUGUUGCUUGAUUCGAAUUAUUUACCAUUGAUUCUAAAAAUGUUUAUACACGAAGAUGUCGAUAAAGCUGUAGCCAAGAGGAACGACCGCGACGACCUAAGCUUUUUCCACUUUUGCCACAUUCACUCGGACCAGGCACCGCAGCCUUCUGCGUCACCUGAGCCAGAACGGGUAGAGGAUAGCGAAGAAGAAGCGGUGCCUCCUCCAAUCUCUCGAAGCCGAUCUUCAUUAUCGGUACUCAAUAUUUCCGCAGCCCCCAGUGAGAGAAGUCAAGAUUCACAGGCGCUUGCAGAAGGCCCAUACCUCCCUGAAGUUGACGAAUUAGGCUUUCCAACUGCGCCUCUCCCUGAUGCGCCCAUCACUGAGUUUUCCUUUAGGAAUUUCUUUUCCGCGAUUAAUUACCUACACAUCAUGCAAAAGAUCACCCGAAACAAAGCUCACCGAUGCCUUCUUCUCGUACAAUAUAAAUCCAGCGCUGUCCUACGCAAAGGGAUUAAGAUCCCUAACCCUCAUCUCCGCCUGUACACAUUGAAAUUAUUUAAAUCCCAAGUCCCUUACUGCGGUCGCAAAUGGCGUCAAACUCAUAUGCGCAUUAUCACUGCGAUUUAUCUUUACUGCCGUCCAGAGUUGCGUGAUGACUGGCUCGCUGGUGCGGACAUUGAUGCCGAAGUGGAAGACUCACUGCCGAUGGAGCAAGCCUUGAGAGGGUUGACGCAUUGGUGGCAUUUAAGACGCUACAAGGAUGCCAUGGCUGUGGAAGGAGGCCAGGCAAUGAUGGACGAAGAGAGAGAUUUCUUCUCGCGAGAACUGGAGAAUAUGGGUUGGGGUUUGGUAGAAGAGGACGGUGAUGUCGGCGCUGUGGAGGACGGAAACGUUGGUUCUGCAAUGCCCGGUGGUGCUCCCAAUCAGCUGGAAGGUGCCCCGUUACAAAUGGAGUCAUAGGACAGGAUGUUUGGGAAAAUUCGACCUAUUCGCCGCACUCUC
This is a messenger RNA of Coccidioides posadasii C735 delta SOWgp, 3464 nucleotides long. Its product is annotated as Factor arrest protein 11. Gene Ontology annotation, biological process: cytoskeleton organization. Gene Ontology annotation, cellular component: cytosol. NCBI's taxonomy places the organism in Eukaryota, Fungi, Ascomycota, Eurotiomycetes, Onygenales, Onygenaceae. The record is from RefSeq and is a predicted model, not a curated record.